GGUGACAUCACUUCCAUCCCGGAGCUCGCCGAUUACAUUAAAGUCUUCAAGCCUAAGAAGCUGACGUUGAAAGGCUACAAGCCGUAUUGGUGCACCUUCAAAGAUACCUCUAUCUCCUGCUAUAAAAGCAAAGAGGAAUCCAACGGGACUCCUGCACACCAGAUGAACCUGAGAGGAUGUGAAGUUACCCCUGACGUGAACAUCUCCGGUCAGAAGUUUAACAUCAAACUUCUGAUCCCGGUGGCGGAGGGAAUGAAUGAAAUCUGGCUUCGCUGUGAUAACGAGACGCAGUACGCCAGCUGGAUGGCCGCUUGUCGCCUGGCUUCUAAGGGCAAGACGAUGGCCGACAGCUCCUACGGCAUGGAAGUGCAGAACAUCCUCUCCUUCCUGAAAAUGCAGCAUUUGAACCCAGAUCCACAGCUCAUCCCGGAACAAAUCACCACCGACAUUAACCCCGAGUGUCUG
Antrostomus carolinensis (chuck-will's-widow) is the source of this 465-nucleotide messenger RNA. Its product is annotated as fermitin family homolog 2-like. Gene Ontology annotation, cellular component: focal adhesion. The record is from RefSeq and is a predicted model, not a curated record. NCBI's taxonomy places the organism in Eukaryota, Metazoa, Chordata, Aves, Caprimulgiformes, Caprimulgidae. Gene Ontology annotation, molecular function: integrin binding. Gene Ontology annotation, biological process: cell-matrix adhesion; integrin-mediated signaling pathway. The annotation marks the transcript as partial. The transcript has 4 exons.